AUGAUUAUCAUCAUCAUUCCUUCAUCCAUUCUCACCCUUCUCCUCCUUACCAUCACAGUCGAUUCCACUAAUCUCAUCAAUCAAACAUGCAAAAUCUCAUCAAUGUCUGACCCAAACAUCAAUUUCGAUUUCUGUAUUGACGCUUUUCACAAAGCGCCUUCAAGUUUCGACGCUAAUCUUACUCGUUUAGGCUUAAUUUCUAUCAUUCUGGUUAAACACAAUGUGAAUGAUACCAUCAUUUUGGCUAAAACAUUGUUGGAGAAUUUCAGGGGUGAUAAUUUUACGAGGGAAGGAUUGGAAGAUUGUGAAGAGCUUUACGAGGAUUCAUUUUUGACACUUUGUCAAUCUGCAAGAGAUUAUAGAGGUGCAAGAUUUAGUGACGCUAAUAUUAAAGUUAGCUCGGUUAUUGAUGCUUCUUCUACUUGUGAAGAUGGGUUUGGUGAUUUUGGGGUAGUUUCUCCUUUGACGAAGCAAAAUAGUGACACUUUUCAAUUGUGUGCUAUAGCACUUAGUAUUAUUGAUAUGUUAAUGUAUUAG
Amaranthus tricolor (Joseph's coat) is the source of this 537-nucleotide messenger RNA. RefSeq names its product putative invertase inhibitor. The record is from RefSeq and is a predicted model, not a curated record. The coding region runs from base 1 to 537 and encodes 178 amino acids. The transcript has a single exon. Lineage: Eukaryota; Viridiplantae; Streptophyta; Magnoliopsida; Caryophyllales; Amaranthaceae. Gene Ontology annotation, biological process: negative regulation of catalytic activity. Gene Ontology annotation, molecular function: enzyme inhibitor activity.